CCUCUACUACCAGCAAGCUCUUCUUCUCCUCCGCCGACAACUCACACGAGCCCCGCCGUUUCCAGUUCGAGUCGUCCCGGACGAUUCAGUCCUCCACCGACAACCGCGCCACUGCGACGCUCGAGACGGAGACGGCGUACGACCGCGAUGCGCGCGCCAUCCGCGAGCGGCAGCUCAAGCAGGCUGAGGAGUCCCUCAAGAAGAACCCCUCUGCGUCCUCCUCCUCCGGGGAGCUCUACAAGGGGAUCCACGGCUACACAGAUCACAAGGCCGGCUUCCGGCGGGAGCACACGGUCUCCGGAGAGAAGGCUGGCGGCGCGCACGGCCCCCUGCGGGCGUCAGCGCACAUACGCCUCUCGACGCGGUUUGACUACCAACCAGACAUCUGCAAGGAUUAUAAGGAGACCGGCUAUUGUGGCUACGGCGAUUCCUGCAAGUUCAUGCACGACAGAGGUGACUACAAGUCUGGGUGGCAGCUCGAGAGGGAGUGGGAUGAGGCCGAGAAAGCCCGCAAACGCCGCAUAGCAAUGCGUGAGUUGGAUGGUAGUGAUGCCGAGGCAGAGGAGGAGGACAGCGACGACGAUGAGGCACUGCCCUUUGCCUGCUUCAUAUGCAGGGAGCCCUUUGUUGACCCGGUGGUCACAAAGUGCAAGCAUUAUUUCUGCGAGCAUUGCGCAUUAAAGCAUCACUCGAAGAACAAGAAGUGCUUCGUCUGCAAUAAACCGACGCUUGGCAUCUUCAAUGCGGCACAGGAGAUCCGGAAGAAGAUUGCCCAGGACAAGAAGCAGCAGGACCUUUGAUGACUGUUGCGCAAUGUAGCUUGUAUCAUGCAGGAUUACUUCUCUUCUGUAAUUGUAUUGUUUGAAAAUGAGGGGGAAAUAUCCAGGAAUCAGUUUUGUUUCUUUAGCUCUGUACUAGCUCCUACUUACCAUUAGCCACCAAAAUCUCAGCUUCUUGUGGCAUUGCAGAAGCUUGUGUCAUCAUGUCGAACUGGUUCUGAAUGGAUGUGAAGUGUCAUGCACAUUUACGGCUGCUUAAAAAAAUGGAUCUUUGCCGAGGUA
This is a messenger RNA of Triticum urartu, 1061 nucleotides long. RefSeq names its product Zinc finger (CCCH-type/C3HC4-type RING finger) family protein. The record is from RefSeq and is a predicted model, not a curated record. Gene Ontology annotation, biological process: snoRNA splicing. Gene Ontology annotation, molecular function: metal ion binding. Lineage: Eukaryota; Viridiplantae; Streptophyta; Magnoliopsida; Poales; Poaceae. Gene Ontology annotation, cellular component: U2-type spliceosomal complex.